AUGACCCUGCCCGGGGGCCCGACGAGCAUGGCGCGGCCGGGGGGCGCGGGGCCCUGCAGCCCGGGGUUGGAGCGGGCCCCGCGCCGGAGUGUCGGGGAGCUGCGCCUGCUCUUCGAGGCGCGCUGCGCGGCGGUCGCUGCCGCCGCCGCCGCAGGGGAGCCCCGGGCCCGCGGGGCCAAAAGGCGUGGGGGACAGGUCCCGAACGGGCUUCCGCGGGCUCCCCCUGCCCCGGUGAUCCCGCAGCUGACUGUGACAGCUGAGGAGCCGGACGUACCCCCGACCAGCCCGGGGCCACCGGAGCCGGAGGGUGGCUGGCUCCCGGCCGUGGGCUCCUCACACCUGCAGCAGCCGCGCCGCCUCUCCACCUCGUCGCUCUCCUCUACUGGCUCCUCGUCGCUGCCCGAGGACUCAGAGGACGAUCUGCUGAGCGACAGCGAAAGCCGGAGCCGCGGCAACGUGCAGCUGGAAGCCAGCGAGGACGUGGGUCAGAAAAGCCACUGGCAGAAGAUUCGGACCAUGGUGAAUCUGCCCGUCAUGAGCCCUUUCAAGAGGCGCUAUGCCUGGGUGCAGCUGGCUGGGCACACGGGGAGUUUCAAGGCGGCUGGCACCAGCGGGCUGAUCCUGAAGCGCAGCUCAGAGCCGGAGCGCUACUGCCUGGCGCGGCUCAUGGCGGACGCGCUGCGCGGCUGCGUGCCCGCCUUCCACGGCGUGGUGGAGCGCGACGGCGAGAGCUACUUGCAGUUACAGGACCUGCUCGACGGCUUCGACGGGCCCUGCGUACUUGACUGCAAGAUGGGCGUCAGGACUUACCUGGAAGAGGAGCUGACCAAAGCCCGCGAGCGGCCUAAGCUGCGGAAGGACAUGUACAAGAAGAUGCUGGCGGUAGACCCGGCGGCUCCUACCGAGGAGGAGCACGCGCAGCGCGCGGUCACCAAGCCACGCUACAUGCAGUGGCGAGAAGGCAUCAGUUCCAGCACCACACUGGGCUUCCGCAUCGAAGGCAUCAAGAAAGCUGAUGGCUCCUGCAGCACCGACUUCAAGACGACGCGAAGCCGGGAGCAGGUGAUUCGUGUCUUCGAGGAGUUUGUACAAGGGGAUGCGGAAGUGCUGAGGAGGUAUCUGAACCGCCUGCAGCAGAUCCGGGACACCCUGGAGGUCUCUGAGUUCUUUAGCAGGCACGAGGUGAUCGGCAGUUCGCUGCUCUUCGUGCACGAUCACUGCCAUCGCGCCGGUGUGUGGCUCAUUGACUUCGGCAAGACCACGCCCCUCCCCGACGGCCAGACCCUGGACCACCGGCGGCCCUGGGAGGAGGGCAACCGCGAGGACGGCUAUUUGCUGGGGCUGGACAAUCUCAUUAGCAUCCUGGCCAGCCUGGCUGAGAGAUGAGGCUGGGCCCUGGUUCUGACAGAUGGACCUGCGGCCGUGUCCACACCAUGCAUGCAGCCAGAGACUGAAACCCUGCGGUGCCGGGAGGUUCACACGGUUCUGAAGGCCAAGUGCCAACCACCAUGGGACGCACUGCACGAGCAGGGGGCUGUCUCCAAAGCAAGCCCCAGAGUUCCCAGAACCGAUGGCACUAAUUAACCCAGGGAGGGGGGGUAGGGAGGCUGGCUGGGACAAUGGCCUCCUUCCUCAGCCCAGCUCUCUUGAGGGGGCUGCAUAUCUCUCUAGAGAGGCCAGAUAAUGAAUUUUAUUUCGCAGACACUAGAUCUAUUGGUCUAACCUCCCACACUACAAUGGACAGCCUUUGCCAAUAAAACUCAAAGACACCAGC
This is a messenger RNA of Lynx canadensis (Canada lynx), 1774 nucleotides long. It is a transcript of the gene ITPKA, whose product is annotated as inositol-trisphosphate 3-kinase A. Gene Ontology annotation, molecular function: inositol-1,4,5-trisphosphate 3-kinase activity; inositol tetrakisphosphate kinase activity. The coding region runs from base 1 to 1386 and encodes 461 amino acids. The record is from RefSeq and is a predicted model, not a curated record. The transcript is spliced from 7 exons. Gene Ontology annotation, biological process: inositol phosphate biosynthetic process. Gene Ontology annotation, cellular component: nucleus; cytoplasm. NCBI's taxonomy places the organism in Eukaryota, Metazoa, Chordata, Mammalia, Carnivora, Felidae.